AUGCCGGCCGCGGUAUUCGCUGGUGUAUUUUUCGUGGUCGGAUGGGGAUCAAUUGAGUCAAACUCCAUCUUGCAGAAAUUCGUGUUCCUCCACUCCGAGAAACGGUUCAUUCAACGCGACGAGCUGUUGCUCCAAGUGCGCCGUCACAAGAUUUGGCUUUACAUUAUCCUACAAUUCGCGGAUGUUGCGGCGUGUGUAGCCAUCUCGCACACCCUUGCAGCAAUAGGCUUCCCGGUUCUGAUCAUCCUGAUCAUCCCUAUGAGGGUUGUGUUAGUGCCGAGAUGGUUCACCCAGAAAGAGUUGCAGAUACUGGAUGAUUUCACAGCAACAAAUAAGAUGGUGCUGGCGAGUUUAGGUGGCAAGCCUGGCCUCCCUGAAGGUUCUCGGGAGGAGGAAUGGGGCUUGGAAAGACGUGUCAGCGAGAGCAAGCAUGGGGUGCCGAGACAGAGAGCCGGCAGCUUGCACCGCUGA
Colletotrichum chrysophilum is the source of this 471-nucleotide messenger RNA. RefSeq lists its product as uncharacterized. The coding region runs from base 1 to 471 and encodes 156 amino acids. NCBI's taxonomy places the organism in Eukaryota, Fungi, Ascomycota, Sordariomycetes, Glomerellales, Glomerellaceae. Gene Ontology annotation, cellular component: plasma membrane. Gene Ontology annotation, biological process: borate transport; monoatomic anion transport; monoatomic ion homeostasis. The record is from RefSeq and is a predicted model, not a curated record. The transcript is spliced from 2 exons. Gene Ontology annotation, molecular function: solute:inorganic anion antiporter activity.